Molecule: messenger RNA, 3029 nt
Organism: Dipodomys ordii (Ord's kangaroo rat)
Lineage: Eukaryota; Metazoa; Chordata; Mammalia; Rodentia; Heteromyidae
Gene: Adgrf3
Product: adhesion G protein-coupled receptor F3
Exons: 13
Coding region: 22-3006 (994 amino acids)
Biological process (GO): cell surface receptor signaling pathway; G protein-coupled receptor signaling pathway
Cellular component (GO): membrane
Molecular function (GO): G protein-coupled receptor activity
Source: RefSeq, a predicted model, not a curated record
UGGGGAUUGCUCCAUUGAGCCAUGGUCUGUCCAGCUAUCCCCCGGCUGCUCCUGGCUAUGACACUUUCCUUGCUGGCAUCCCCAAUUAUCCCCACAUCCCAGCCUGAACAAAGUCAGGCUGGAGGAGAACCUCUGCAGCAGCUGGACCGAGACAAUGGAGCAGAGGAGUCAGUCUUGGUUUCCAUCUAUGUACAUCUGGAAUUUCCAGACAGGAUCUGGCCACCAGCCCUCUCCAGGACUCUGAUUCUCCCUGCUGCCUCAGCCUCCUCUUCCCCAAGAACACUCACUGGUCUCCAUCUGACCACAGAAUGUAAUGCCAACAGCACAGGGCACAGCCACUGUACUUGUCGCUCUGGCUACCAAUGGAACAACACGGUCUGUUCCCAACAUGUUCUCUGUGACCACCACCUUCAGCUUUGCAAAUGCCUCAUCUUCCACCAUUCUGUCCCUGGCUACUGCCAGUUGCUGCCACCAGGGGCCUCUGUCUCCUGUUUCCCCACAGUGCCCGGCAAGCUGAGCCUGAGCUCCCCACUGCAGAGGCCUGGCAACACACUCAACCUCAUGCUCCUCACGAACCAGCCAGCCACCCAUGUGAAGUGGUUCCUGAAGCGCCCAAGGAGCUCUACACCUAUCAUUCUGCAGUCAGGAACACAGGUGUCCCUGACCUCCAGCCAGGGCCAGGCUGCCCUCAGCAUUGCCCACAUGUCCCACCACUGGGCAGGUGAGUAUCUAAGUGUCUUCGAGGCCCAGGAAUUCACGUGGAGGCUGAACCACACAGUAGAAGUGCCCUUGCAGAAGACAGACGUGGCUCAACUUCCAGACCAGCUGUCCAUUUCCUGUGCCACCUCCCCUGGCUUCCAGUUGAGUUGCUGUGUCCCCACCACAAACUUAGUUUACACAGCUGCCUGGAGCCCCAUGGAGGGCAGCCAAGCCUUCUCACACAACACAGCAGGCUCUCAGUGCCUUGUGCUGGCUGUUCAGCACUGCCCAGCAGCAGAUACCACAUAUACCUGUGUCCUCAAGAGCCAGGGCCUGCCUCCUCUCAGUAUUCCGGUCUCUGUCACCAUCAUCCGGGCUGGAGAUACCACCUGCCCUGACGACUUUUCAGAAAUUGCCUGGAAUGUCACCAAGGCCGGCCACAUCGCACAGGCCUCGUGUCCUGCAAACAAGAAGGGAGUGGUGAAGAGGCCCUGUGGGCCCAAUGGAACCUGGGGACCCAUCCAGAGCGACUGCACAGACAAGAGGAUCCUAGCCUUGUGUGCUAAGGCCAGGCUGCUACAGGCAGGCCAGGGCAAUCCUGGUGUGGAGGUGCCCUGGAUCCUGAAACAGCUCCAGAUGUUGGUGGCGGUAGCAAGCUCACCCUCUGACUUACGGGAACUGCUGAGCACCGUGACAGUACUGGCUGAAGUGGUAGCCAGGGCCAGAGUGCAGCUGGACAGCACUGUCCUGCAGGAUCUCCUGGUAACUACAGACAAAGUUCUAGACAUGAACACCAGCACUCUGGUUCCUUUGUGGCCCCUGGCUCAGGCCCAGAAGCCCUCGAUGGCAUCCGAUUUCUUGCUGGCUGUGGAGACGCUGGUACGCAGCCUGUACCCACAAGAUCACCCCUUUUUCUUCAACUCAUCCAAUGUGCUGCUGCAGAGCCAUCACUUUGGGCCUCCAUUUCCUGAUGAGUACCAAAUCUCCUUCUCCACGUGGCCCCUCCUUCAGGCACAGAUUUCCAGGCACUCAUUGGCUCCACUGAUUCAUGCUGCAACCAACAUCAGCAUUACUAGCUUAGUGCUGCAGAAACUGGACCAUUUUCUGCCCCCAAAUUAUGGACCAGGGCUGAAAGACUCUCCGUACCAUACCCCUGGUCUGGUCCUUGUCAUCUCCAUCAUGGCAGAUGGUGAAGCUUUCACCAAGGCAGAAGUCAUCAUGGACUUUGGGGACCCAGACAGCACCCUGCACUGUGUCUUCUGGGACCACCAUCUCUUUCAGGGUAAUGGGGGCUGGUCAGAAAAAGGGUGCCAAGCAAAAGCAACCAGUGCCAGCCCCACCGCACGGUGCAUCUGCAAGCAUCUUACCUCCUUCUCCAUCCUUAUGUCUCGAAACAUUGUUCCAGAAAGUCCCAUCCUGGAGCUGCUCACUAAGAUGGGCUUGGGAGCUUCCAUACUGGCACUGCUUGUGUGCCUUGGUGUGUACAGGCUGGUGUGGAGAGCUGUGGUGAGGAACAAAGUCGCCUUCUUCCGCCACACUGCCCUGUUCAACAUGGUGAUCUGCUUGCUGGUCGCAGACACUUGCUUUCUUGGAGACACAUUCUUUCAUCUAGAAUUCUGCAGCCCACUCUGUUUGGCCUCUACAUUCCUGUGUCAUUAUUUCUAUCUGGCCGCUUUUUUCUGGAUGCUGGCGCAGUCCCUGAUGUUGGCUCAUCAGUUGCUUUUUGUCUUCCAUCAUCUGUCCAAGCACAUAGUUCUCUUCAUGAUGGUCACCACUGGCUACUUGUGCCCACUGGGGUUUGCAGGUGUGGCCCUGGGCCUCUACCUGCCUCAAGGGCUGUACCUGUGGGAGGGGAGAUGCUGGUUGAAUGUAAAGGGAGUAGGAUUGUACACCUUCUCUGGGCCAGUGCUGGCCAUAGUGGGUGUGAAUGGGAUAGUACUAGCUAUAGUUGUGCUGAAGUUGCUGAGACCUUCGCUGUCAGAGGGACCUCCAGCGGAGAAGCACCAAGCUCUUCUGGGGGUACUGAAAGCCUUGCUCAUUCUCACACCCAUCUUCGGCCUUACCUGGGGAUUUGGUAUAGCCAUUAUAUUAGAGGACGUCUCCAUAGUUCCUCAUUACAUCUUCACCAUUCUCAACACCCUCCAGGGUGUCUUCAUCUUAGUGUUCGGUUGCCUCUCAGACAAGAAGGUACAAGAGGCUUUACGCAAACACUUCUGUCGUACCCGGUUCCCCAAUUCUGCCAUCACCCUGACCACAAAUGAAACUUCUAUCUGGAACACAGCAAAGGUAGAAGUGAAAAAGAGGUGAGUCAGCUUUCUCAGAAACAGCAU